AUGGGAUUAACUAAUAGUAAAGCUGAAGAAUCAAAAAUACUUGACUUAUUAAUUCCUCGUGUUUUCAGAGCUUGUAUUACUGACUUAUCAACAGAGCAUUUAACUGAUAAAGAAAAAGCAAAAAUUGAUCGUUAUGUUUGGACCUUUGCUCAAACAUACUUACGUACAAAGGAAAGAGUUGCCGAACAAUUUUUACUAUCAGAUUAUUCGGAUUUCUUGUAUUAA
This is a messenger RNA of Trichomonas vaginalis G3, 225 nucleotides long. RefSeq lists its product as uncharacterized. The record is from RefSeq and is a predicted model, not a curated record. NCBI's taxonomy places the organism in Eukaryota, Parabasalia, Trichomonadida, Trichomonadidae. The coding region runs from base 1 to 225 and encodes 74 amino acids. The transcript has a single exon.